UUAAAUAAUGAAGUAAGCAAAAUCAGAUGACCACGGUCGGGCGUUGGUUGGUGGUUAUGUUAGGAACCUCGUUCGUAGUUGCGUUCCUCGGCGUAGCCAAUCCAGUCCAGGCGCUCCGACACUGGGUCCAGCGAGCCACUCACGUUACGCAGAAGAUCGACCUCAGCACGCAAGUUUGCUACAGCGAAAUCAUCCCUGGCCUUUACCUGAGUAAUAUCAAAGCUGCCACUGAUCGAAAUGUCCUCCGACAUCUUAAUAUCACCCAUGUACUCACCAUCGAAGCGCAUCGCAUCCCUAAGUCAACCUUCGCCGACGACAAUAUUACUAACCUUUUCAUCAAGGCAUAUGAUACGAGCCAGACGAACCUCAUGCCCUAUUUCCCCAUGUCCAACGCCUUCAUCGAGGAGGGUCUCGCUAGCGGAGGGAACGUCCUCGUCCAUUGCCGUUUUGGCGUAUCACGAUCGGCCACCUUGGUUAUUGCCUACCUGAUGCAAAAGUACAACAUGAAUUUCGACCAGGCCUUCGAAUAUGUGAAGUCAAAGAGGUUUUUUAUUAAUCCUAAUCCUGGAUUUGUGAGCCAACUCCAAGAAUACCACCGGCUUCAUUACGGCGUGAAUCAGUAUCAGAGAUUCGAGGCAUACUGUGCCGUGAAGGCGCGCAAGCACAAAUACAAGAUAGUCUCAGCAGCUGUGAUCCUUAUGACCAUCCUCGUGCCUAUAAUUGUUUUGAUCUAUCUGUGGUAAUGCAGCUUAUAAAUUGUGAGGCUUACCAUGCACUAAUCAUCUUUGUUCUCGGCGGAAUUGUACUGUUUUACUCCUAAAAAAGAGACCCACCAGCGACAAAAGUGGUUCGUGUGUGAGCUAAAUAUACCCAUGUAACUAUUCUCGUGAAUAUAAAUAUGUCAAAUCGGUUGAA
Messenger RNA from Cydia strobilella, 915 nucleotides. RefSeq lists its product as uncharacterized. Lineage: Eukaryota; Metazoa; Arthropoda; Insecta; Lepidoptera; Tortricidae. Gene Ontology annotation, molecular function: MAP kinase tyrosine/serine/threonine phosphatase activity; MAP kinase tyrosine phosphatase activity; protein tyrosine/threonine phosphatase activity. Bases 27 to 743 code for a protein of 238 amino acids. The transcript has 2 exons. Gene Ontology annotation, biological process: negative regulation of MAPK cascade; protein dephosphorylation. The record is from RefSeq and is a predicted model, not a curated record.